UUGAAUUUUGUAUAGAAAUAAUUAAAAUUGAGAAAAAUGAAUGCAAAAGAGAAAAUAAAAAAUGAAAACAAAUAAAUUUUGUUUUGUACUUCUGUAAUAAAUGAGAUUAACUUAUUUAGUAAAUAUAAUAGAUGAAGGGUUAGAAUUGAUUAACAAUAUAAUAAAAAUCUUUUAAAAAAUCAAUUAAGAUAAGCAAGUAUUAUUUUCUACUGUUAUCCAUGCUUCCAAACAAUUCUCAUUUAUACUACUAUCCAUGUUUCCAAACAAUUCCCAUUUAUACUACUAUCUAAGUUUCCAAACAACUCUCAAAUGUACUUUAGUUUUAAUAAUAUAGAUGAUUUUCUUUCCUCUCUUUUUUCGUGUUUGGAUAAUCUUUUAACUAAAAUAAAGGCCCCCGGCACUCUAUGCACUAUAUAAGUAAAACCAUAGAAGACUUAUUGGGCCUCGUGUAACCUAUAAAGGUACUUACUCUUCUUGUUGGGCUACGUAUAAACUAUAAAGGCACUCAACCUCUCUCUCUUCCCGCUUUCACAGAACAAGAAACAAUGGGGAUAUCCGAAAUGCAGAAGAAGAAGAUCCAGAGAAAGAAACUGCAUGAAGAAGAGAAGAUUCUUUCAGAUUUGAUGGAACUAGCGGUGGAAGAUAAUCAAGGACUCGAGACGGAGAAAGCCGACGAAAUGGUUUGGCUAAUGAAGUGUCCACCAAGGGUCGACAAGGCGUGGCGCCAACUCUCUUCUUCGUCUUCUUCGUUUUCUCAGGAACUUGUUCUCGUGGCGAAGUAUAGUGAGUCAGUCGAUCUCCUGCUGCCCGAUUUGUCGCCUGAGUUGAGCAUGGAGAUGGCUAGUGCUGAGCUAUGUAACAUUUCGAAGCUCUAUUCUGUAAGCAAAUCCAGUGACUUUGUUGGUCCAAUGAAUCUCUUCUCGGAAUCAAAUCAAGGUAAACUUGCGGUGGAAGGAACGGUGACGCAUAAACUCGAUAUGAGACCCCAUGAUUGCAUUGAAGAAUACGGAAAGCUUUUACGUCAGAGGAACAAGAAACCUGUGGCUGAAAAUAGAUGUAUCCAGGUUAUUGAUGAUAGCCGUGGAGAACACUUGAUGCCCAAGCCUCCAUUGGUAACAAAGAAGCUUAAGAAAAGGGACAAGAGGACUAGAAGCGACCGUAGUGAGGUGGAAGCAAAAAUGUUCCAACUGUUUGAAAGAGAACCGAAAUGGACACUGAGACAGCUUGUUAAAAAAAUCAACCACCCAGAGAUAUUCUUGAAAGAGAUACUCAAAGAGCUUUGUGUCUAUACAAGGACAAGGAGUGGUCAUUCUUACGAGCUUAAACCAGAAUACAAGAAGAGUACUUAAUAAGGUACAGCAGGAGUUCAGUAAACAGGCAUCAUCAGAUUUUUUUUUUGUGUACAAAAAAUAAAAUAAAAAGGUUGUAAAAAUUGGAGCUUUUCUUUUUGAACAGGUAAAGACUAAAACUUUUGAACUAUAAUGUGAAAAGGCAUCUUUCAUGAGGUUGUUAAUUUUUUUUUGUUACUCAAGUAAUACACACUUCCAAAUAUUUUUUUCACUACAAAACUUACAAUGUGAAGACAAAAUAUACAUUUAGCACCAACUCACAUAGAGUAACCUUUUUGAAGAUCGCCGCCACGUCAGUAGUUAAGAUUAUCUUUGUGAAGCCUAUAGAAAUAAGCGGCCGCACUUAAGGAGGCUGUGAUCAAGGCGACACCUUUAAAGACAUCAAACUCAUCGUUCACGUAGCCAAAGAAGAUAACCACAAGCACCGACACGAUUGGCCAUGUAAUGACACUGAUCACGUUAGCUAACACGCUCGAGACGGAGAAGACAAGCCCCACGAUCCCAACCCAGUAGACCUGCCACGCAACGACUUGACCCACCAUAGCCAUCACGUACGCACCUUUCCCUUUCGAGAAACCAUUAAUGUCCCUCUUGAAAUC
This is a messenger RNA of Brassica napus (rape), 1948 nucleotides long. Its product is annotated as transcription initiation factor IIF subunit beta. Lineage: Eukaryota; Viridiplantae; Streptophyta; Magnoliopsida; Brassicales; Brassicaceae. The transcript has 6 exons. Gene Ontology annotation, biological process: transcription initiation at RNA polymerase II promoter; transcription by RNA polymerase II. The record is from RefSeq and is a predicted model, not a curated record. Gene Ontology annotation, cellular component: transcription factor TFIIF complex. The coding region runs from base 546 to 1349 and encodes 267 amino acids.